AAACAUGGCGGCGCUCUGGGAGAUUUGCAGAGUUACUAUAAACAUUCACUUUUAUGCGAAUAAAAUCCAUCAGUGAGUAAAAUAAACGCACCAAAGUUUCCGUGUUAUAUUAUAUUUAGCACACGUUCGUAAAUCGUGAAAAACGGUUAACGAUCUUCUCUAUUUAUACUCAUAAACCUGUAAAAACUACUGCCAUUGUAGUUUUGUUUGUUUCUACAUUAUUCGAGUAUCGGACAAUAGACCGCCGCAUGUUUGAAAACCGGAUCAAGUAGGAAUAUCCAGCAUCCGACAUUGAAUAAUACGGGCUAACUGCAUACACGUACAUUAGAGAUUAAACAGUGCUGUAAAUAAGAAGUGAGUAGAAGUAUGUAAAUUGAGAUUCGUGUUUAUAAAUGCUGCAUUAUUCUCAUCAUCCUAAACGAAGACUUGUUUCAACACGAACAGGAAUAACUCCAGGUGUUACAACUGAGAUCUGAGUGAUAAAUCAUUGUAAAAUGAUGUUUAUUAAAGAAGAGAGUGAGGACAUGAGUUAUCCAGAACCAUGCAGUUCAAAUGCCAUGAAAGAUGAAGAGACUGAGGAACAAAGAGCAGAAGAGAGAGUGGCGGUGAGAAAAAGUAAUGCAAAAAUCUGAUGGACGUUAAAGAGGAAAGUCAAGAACUGAAUGAAGUGGAAAAGAAACACCAUCCAGAUCAGACAUGUCAUAAUUUCAUAACUGGACAAAAUUCUGUAAGUAAUUCAGAGACUGAAAAUAAUUUCUCACAAAAAAGGACUCAAAGAGCAAGAGGCAAAAAUUCUUUCACCUGCUGUCAGUGUGGGAAUACAUUUACACGUAAAGCAAGUCUGAGUAAGCACAUGACAGUCCACACUGGCGAGAAGCCUUUCACCUGCCAUCAGUGUGGGAAUACUUUUACACGUAAAGCAAGUCUGAGUAAGCACAUGACAAUCCACACUGGUGAGAAGCCUUUUAAAUGCCAUCAGUGUGGGAAGAGUUUCAGACAAGCAUGUAGUCUCAAAAGUCAUUUGUUAUUUCACUCUGGAGAAAAGUCAUAUAGCUGUGAUCAGUGCUGCAAAACAUUUUCUUCUAGAUCAGUCUUAAGAACACACUGUAAAAUUCAUGCAAAUGAGAAACCUUACUUAUGUUCACUUUGUGGAAAGACUUUUUUAUAUGUGGACAGUUUAAAAUACCAUCAGAGAAAACAUACUGAUGUGAGAGAUCAUGUAUGCUCUGAGUGUGGGAAGGCCUUUCACAGAGCUUCUGACUUGGAACGUCACCAAAGAGUCCAUACUGGAGAAAAACCUUACAGUUGUUCAUAUUGUGAAAAGGGUUUCACUAAUUCAGGAAACCUGACAAAACAUGAGAGGGUGCACACUGGAGAGAAGCCAUACAAAUGCACUUCAUGUGGGAAGAGUUUCAUUGAGCCAGGAAACCUGAAAGCACACAAGAGAGUGCAUACUGGUGAGAGGCCGUACCACUGCACUUCAUGUGGGAAGAGUUUCAUUAGGUCAGGAAACCUGAAGGUACAUGAGAGAGUGCAUACUGGAGAGAAGCCAUAUAACUGCACUUCAUGUGGGAAGAGUUUCAGCCACUCAGGCACUCUACUGACUCAUAGAAAAAAACAUUGUCCAGUGUUGUCACACUGAGCUUAGUUCAUCUUUGUUUGCAUGGCAAAUAGUAUGAAAUUAAAAAAGAUGGAAUUUCUCUGAAAAGAACAAUUACUGUAAGUGGGUGAAUUGUUACAUUACUUGUAGUGCUGAUUGAGCUGUCAUUCUGUGUAAAGGGUAGAAAGACAUUUGUACUUUUUCAACAAACUAGAAGGAAGUCAAAGCGUUAAAACCAUUGUUGAUGCUGUGAAAUGGAAAGAUUUUUUGUAUGAAUUCUAUGAUUGAGAGUAGCAAUAGUGCUAAAUUAUGUUAACAAUGACGUAAUUAUUCUAUUAGUCUGUUAUACUGUAUCUGUAUCCAUUCAGUAUGUUGUUAGCUGUAAUACAUGGAGAACUAAUCCACUGAAAUCAUUAAGAGUCUAUGAGUAGUCUACUGUAGGGUGUUUAUAAGUUAAUCAGUCAAAACAUUGACUCUGUUUAAAAAAAAUAUUUUUUUAAAAAUAAUGUUAUUUUGCUCAUUCCAUUAUUUUGAUUUUGCACUUUGCAAAAAUCAGUGUAGCUUGGGCAGGGGCAGCUUUAUCUAAUCUUUUUGUUUGUUUGUUAACGCCGGGUUCACACAUCCUCUGUGAGCGUGGCGUGAGCGGCGCAUUUUCGUUUCGCCGCCCAUGUUAACAGAUGACACCGCUUACACUGAGUUGUGCGGUGAAGCAUCCCAGACACGGCAGUGAGCGGACAGUUUCGGCGUUGAGCCUAUUUUUACACUAAAAUAAUCAGAUUAUUGAAAAAACACAAAAUCAAAUCAAAAUUAUUCAAACGGAACCUAUAGUACACUACAAUUUAUAUGUCUGCAUGCAAGUAAACUCAAUAAAAUAACUUGGUAAAGGAAAAAAUUAAUAAACUGACCUUUUGCCAUUCUGUGUGUAUAGGUGAACAAUCACAAGUGUGCUGAUAAAGACGAAGUGCACGUGACUGCCCACUGUUGUCCCCGAAGCAGCAAUAAAAUCAGCUUAUGACCUUAUUAAAGAAAAACUUUGGUGUAGGACCCCAUAGAUGACUUUAUUUUCUGCACAGAGGCGCUGCUGUUUCUUGCAGAAGAGACACGGCCAAUGUGAACAUCCAAUGCAACCGCCCCGCUCACGCACCACUCACGGAGGAUGUGGCAUAAUUCAGUUAAAACAUAGUGCUGCAGUGUUUAUUUAAAAUUAUUUAGUUUAUGAUUCAACUUAAUUACAUUAUACAGUACAAUAGCGUGAUUGUAGUUACAAUAGUGAACUAGAGUGUGAAAUGUUUAGUUUUUUGUCACAAUGUAUUGUGCACACUGCAGCCAAGCAAACCAAGACAAUGGGCCUCAUUCAUGAAACGCGAGUAGAACGAAUUUUUGUGUAAAUCGUUCAUAAAGCCGGCCUGAUUUUUGGAUUCAUAAAAGUUUUCGUAUUUUCAAAACGUUAGUCAGUACAAACAAAAUGUUCACCUGCUCCCGACCAUGUGUAAAUUGUGCGUAAGACAUCUGAACGUGUUGUGUUCUUUCAGACAAACUGCCAUGUCUACAUUUUGAUAGAAUUCAAAUUAAAUAUGUAAUAAAAAAAAUUAAAUGAGUAAAAUAAACCUUAAAAAAUAACGAAUAAUAAAAAAAAAGAAAAAAGCUUUCAUAUAGAAAAGUUUCUAUGUUGCUUGCAUUUAUUUAUAACUCGUUUAUUUUCAGCAGAAUUUCUUGACAUGGGUUUGCAUUUUAUUUUCUCUGAAAAUAGUAAUAAUGCCCUCUAACGUGACUGGCUGGACUUUUUUUUUUUUUUAUUUGAUAUAAGCUCUAUUAUUAAAAUGUAAUAAUUAUGUAGGAUAUAGGCAUCAGUAAAUCGCAUUCAGUUGACGUAUGGUCAGUGGUAAAACAAUAAAUGAACACAUCAUGGGCAGGUGCAUAAACAAUACAACGGGGGAAAAGAAGAAAAAGCCUGCACACUACCAAAUAGCUUUUAAAUCUGUAAUAUCUUACAGUGUUUCGGUCAAAGACCUUCUUCAGGCAUUCUAUCCAUUUUUUAAUUUUGUUCCUGUUGCAAGGGAAGUAUCACAGUACAGUCUUGGAUUUACUUGAGAAGUUUCUCCAAAGAUGCUGGCGAUGUGCUCAACUGAACCAGAGAAGGUGGUGGACAUGAACUGAACAUGUUUUACACUAAAGCUUCAUGUCAAAUCAUUUUUAUUGACCUCUUGAACUGUUUCAUUCACAAAAGAACCUCUGAUGACAGCAAAGAUGAGAGCAAGUUCCUCAGUUUCUUUUUAGAUGCAAGUUUUUGCUAAAUCAAUAUUUUACGAUGUGAAUGCACUCCAUUAAAAAAACAAAAACAACAACAACCUUUAUUACUGUUCACAUAUAUGUUAAAAGCUUCCUAUUCUCAUUUACUAGUGAGUCUGAAGCCUUCCUUAUAUGGCAUAUCAUGGGUGUGGAUUAUGAUAAUUGUGAAUGAACGUGCACACGCACUCUAUUUAAGAAUGUUUGUAAUUCACUAACAUACACCAGUUGUACUAACAAAUCUGGGGAAUAUGAAGCGUUUGUGAAUCCACCGGAAAGAUUUCAGGAAGCUCCAUUUUACGUGGAAAUUACUCCCAAAUCUUUCAUAUUUAAUUUUUUUUUUUCAUGAAUGAGGCCCAUUGAGCGCUGCGAUGCGUUUAAAACACAAACAUGACAUCUGAGGGAGACUGCAGAAGCUUUUGUUCUCCUUUGCUUUAUUUCCAAAUGUUCCACAGUUGCUGCUUUGUUUGUUUCCUUAACUUUUCAUUGCGACUGCCACAGCAUUGCACUGCUAUAGUGGAGAUUUCCUCUAUGUCAGUUCUAUGAUUUAGCUCAUCAACUCAUCAGUUGAGACUCCAAGACCUGAAUUGGGUGUGUCAGAUAAGGGAGAAAUACACUAAUACGUCAUUCUCCAGGAUUCCGCCAGCGCAAAUGCGGAUGCGGGGGUUCUAGUGAUUCGUUUGGACAGUUUAUAUAAAUUAACCAGUUCAAAUAAAAAUCACAGAUUCACUUGACCCCUGCAUAAGUCAGCUUUGUUUUCAUUCUUUUUUUUAAAGUUAAUCAGCAUGUUUUUUCCGACUCAGUUUUAUAAAAUUGAGUGUUUUAUUACUUAAAAAAAAUAUAUCAAUCUUGUGGAGCAGUGAAGAGCAAGAGACCGACACAUUUGGUAUAGCGUCAGGCCUCGGAGAAGCUUUAAUUUUAAAUAAUAAUCAACAUAAAAUGUCCAAAUAAGGGAAUUAAAGUGUUCAAGGGGGAAAGUGUUCAAAAUGAAGGGGGAAUCUGGUAUCCUUGAGUUGAGACAGGGGGUUUCUGUAGGUCGGGGUGUGCUAAUAAAAAGGUCCAGGACUUGAGCAAGGUCUGGCGAUCGGACGUGCUCCCCUCCUAGCUUCAGGGGCUGCAGCGUCUGAGGGGAAGUGCGGCCUGGCUUCUUAGCCCGUCAGUUGCGGCGCGUGCUGUCAUCCCCAGCAGCACAUCUAAAUUGCGCUGGGGUUCCAGAGAGCAGGUUGGGUGGCACAUCUAAUUCAGCCGUUACCCUCCCCAUGCUCUUUGACCUGCAAGGACGCCAGUGUGUGCACACAAGGAGAUAGAAGCCGGCUUCCCAAGGAGAAGCACGCUCUACGUUUUAAUGGCAGCUUGAUGAGACUAUAUUCAUAUCAUGUAUGCCUCAUCAUACGCUGCCAAAUUGAGGCUUAUUAAAUUGCACCUUGUGAGCCUGGCUGAAGAACGACCCUUAGAAGUGGGGCAACGAUGACGAGAGGGAGAGGCGGGUCUUCCGCCACAUCCCCCCUCCCCUCCAAAGCAUUGCCCCAGUGACACCUCCUCCCAUGCUCCUAUCCGAAUAUGUCCAGAGGUGCACACUCUUCAGCCAUCAACACAGGAAUGCUACUUCCUCAAACAGGCCCUAUGGUCAGAGUGGGCAUGUAAGUGAUAAUCCCCCCAAAUCCCACUCAUGUGCUGGACCAUCCUGUGGACACUCUAUUCCCCAUUUUGGACAUUUUCUGAUGUUUAUAAUUUAAAACAAACACCUCUGGGAGGCCUGACACCACACCCAUUGUGUCUGUCUCUUGCUAACCUGGCCAAAUAAAUUGAGUUUGAUUUAUGUGUUGAACCUUGCUCUUGUGCAUGAGAACUCUUUUUUUCCAGGCUGAAAAUAAACUUUCUUUAUUUUUUGUUUAUAAAAUAAACAAGAGUUCUCUUGAGUUUUUCCUUCAUUAUGAUAAUUCUCUGACAUUCCAUUAAUCUUUCUAUGUAUCUCACUAAGUAUUGUCACAACUGAAUAUAUUAUUUUAUUCAACAGGUACAGGUGUUCCUAAUAAAGUGUUGGUGAGUGCAUACACACUGAGCACUUUAUAAGAAAGACCUGUAUACCUACUUAUGUGAUUAUCUAACAGCCAAUCAUGUGGCAGCAGUGCAUAAAUCAAGCAUAUAUGGGUCAGGAGCUUCAGUUAAUGUGCACAUCAACCAUUAGAAUGGGGAAAAAUGUGAUCUCAGUGAUUUGGACCGUUGCAUGAUUGUUCGUGCCAGGCGGGCUGGUUUGAGUAUUUGUGUAACUGCUGAUCUCCUGGGAUUUUCACGCACAACAGUCUCUACAAUUUACUCAGAAUGGUGCCAAAAACAAAAAACUUCCAGUGAGCAGCAGUUCUGCGGACAGAAAUGCCUUAUUGAUGAGAGAGGUCAACGGAGAAUGGCCAGACUGUUCGAGCUGACAGAAAGGCUAUGGUAACUCAGACAGCUGCUCUGUGCAAUUGUAGUGAGCAGAAUAGCAUCUCAGAAUGCACAACAUGUCAAAACUUGAGGCGGAUGGGCUACAACAGCAAAGGACAUUGGGCGCUUUAUUAAGACUAUAGUGUUCCUUAUAAAGUGUUCAGUUAGUGUAUACAUACACUACCGGUCAAAAGUUUAGGGUCACUGUGGCAGUGGGGGCAUGGUCAAGCGUCCAUCCGGAGAGAGAGAAAGCAGUAAGGGCGCUUGCACCUGAGCUAGAUUAUGUUUAACACCUGUCUCUAAUUCCAGUGAGCAUGGGGAGAGUGGCGUAUAACCAGCCACGCCACCAGCAGCAGAGUGAGAGAUUCUGGCACAAGAAAGGCCACGGUGUACCCGAAGCUGAAGCGGUUUAAUCUGUUAUGUGUGUGAAGCUGAUGUGUUGAGGUUAUUACAUUCCUGUGAAGCUGAUGUGUUUGUUUGACUACCUGCUGUGAAUCUGAUGAGUUUGUGAACUUGAAAAACCUUGAAGUGGCCAAUUAAAAAUCUUACCUGUGCCAGAAGAAACCCCGCUUCCCUGUGUCUACUUAAACUCAUUCUUUAUUAUUACAUUUUUUCACAUUUUAGAAUAAUAGUAGUCAUCAAAACUAAAAAAAAAACAGAAAUGGAACUAUGGGAAUUACACUACCGGUCAAAAGUUUUGAAACACUUACUCAUUCUUUAUUAUAAUUUUUUUUUUUUUUUCACAUUUUAGAAUAAUAGUAAAGUCAUCAAAACUAUGGAAUAACAGAAAUGGAACUAUGGGAAUUAUGUUGUGACUAAACAAAAUCCAAAAUAAAUCAAAACUGUGUUAUAUUUUAAUAUCUUCAAAGUAGUCACCCUUUGCCUAGAAUUUGCAGACAUGUACUCUUGACAUUUUCUCAACCAACUUCUUGUGGUAUCACCCUGGGAUGCUUUUUAAACAGUAUUGAAGGAGUUCCCAUCUAUGUUGGGCACUUAUUGGCUGCUUUUCUUUAUUAUUUGGUCCAAGUCAUCAAUUUCAAAAACUUUUUUUUAUUUAUUUAUUUUUUAUAAAUUUUAGUUUUAUAAUGAAAUAAAUGAAUAUGGUGGCACAGUUAUAUUUUUGUCUACAAAACUAAUUUCAAACUUUUAAGCAUACACCGUCAGAUCAAAAGAUUUUAAGAUCAUGAGAAACAUUUCAGUCAAGUGUUUCAAAACUUUUGACUGGCAGAGUAUGUUAUGACUAAAUAAAUCACAAAUAAAUAAAAAUUAUGUUAUUGUCACAGUCUGUCUCUCUCAUGUUCUUCAAGGACUCUUAUUUUGAAGUUUUCCCCCAGACUUCAUUUCCCAGAAUUCUCUGCCCUAAUCACUUCCACCUGUUCCUUAUUUUCCUCACCUGUAUUCCAUUCCUUCAUUUAGUGCUUUGUGUAUAAAUACCCUCUAGUUUUGUUAAUUCAUUUGUCAGUCCUUGAAGUGUUUCGAGUUAAUGAAGUGUUAUGUUGUGCUUAGUUUUUUUUUAAGAGUUUGUGUUUGUUUCCACUCCAGCAAAUGUUCUAUUCCAACGAUAAUAAAGGAUUUAAAUAUU
This is a messenger RNA of Myxocyprinus asiaticus (Chinese sucker), 7892 nucleotides long. Its product is annotated as gastrula zinc finger protein XlCGF17.1-like. The transcript is spliced from 3 exons. Gene Ontology annotation, biological process: regulation of transcription by RNA polymerase II. NCBI's taxonomy places the organism in Eukaryota, Metazoa, Chordata, Actinopteri, Cypriniformes, Catostomidae. Gene Ontology annotation, cellular component: nucleus. The record is from RefSeq and is a predicted model, not a curated record. The coding region runs from base 632 to 1642 and encodes 336 amino acids. Gene Ontology annotation, molecular function: DNA-binding transcription factor activity, RNA polymerase II-specific; RNA polymerase II cis-regulatory region sequence-specific DNA binding.